Molecule: messenger RNA, 801 nt
Organism: Penicillium lagena
Lineage: Eukaryota; Fungi; Ascomycota; Eurotiomycetes; Eurotiales; Aspergillaceae
Product: EI24 domain-containing protein
Exons: 3
Coding region: 1-801 (266 amino acids)
Cellular component (GO): lipid droplet; ascospore wall; prospore membrane
Source: RefSeq, a predicted model, not a curated record
AUGCCUCGAAUACUCGAUGCCUCCCGGGCAGCCUGGCUGUAUCCCUUCAGGGGAAUCUACUACUUCGUAACCCACCGCUUUCUCUGGCCACUCUUCAAAGCCCGCCUCGUUCCCCUCCUCCUCCUCUCCACCUUCAUCUACAUCCUGCUCUUCACCUUCGCCUACCUGCCCCAAGUAGCAUUCCUCGCCAUCUUCCAGGGCGUGGGUGCCUGGGUCAACGGCGCGUUCCUGGUGCUGGGCGAAGGCUCCGCCAUCGUCGCCGGGCUAUUCGAGGCGUUUUUCGUGGACGAGACCCUCGUGGAUAUCUUCGAUGCGGUGCUGAUCAAUGAGGGCCAGGAGGAGCUGAUCCUCACGUCACGGGUGAUUUACCCCGAACAGGGCGAUCCUGUGAGUCGGCUCGGCACGCCGACCACCUCGGCAGUCUAUUCGCCGUUUUCGUUGCGGCAGAUCCUCGAGUUCGUUCUUCUGCUCCCGCUCAAUUUUAUUCCGGUGGCGGGGACGCCGAUGUUCCUGGUGCUCACGGGCUAUCGCGGCGGGCCGUUCCAUCACUGGCGGUACUUCCAGCUACGGGAUAUGACGAAAAAGGAGAGGAAGGAGAGUGUGGGCCGCCGACAGUUGCAAUACACCACGUUUGGAACCGUCGCGCUGAUCCUGCAGCUGAUUCCUCCGUUUUCCAUGUUCUUUCUCAUGACCACGGCUGCUGGGUCUGCUAUGUGGGCGGCGGAUAUGGAACACAAGCGGCAGCAACAACAGGCGGACCGACGACCACUCGGCGAGUAUCACGAUGAAAUGCCAGCAUGA